CCUAAAACAAAAAACCCAUUAAAACGAAAGAAAGAAAAAACAACUCAAAAAGAUGGCAAGGCAGCUCAGAACCAGAUCUCUCUGUAGCUCAUGACAUAAGUAGAAACAGAUCCAAGGAACAAAAAAAAAAACCAGACCCAUGUCUGAAAAUCCACUUGUUUCUGUAAUAAAUGAGGUCAAAGCUUUAGCCCUUUUCCUUUUAAACCAUGUUCUUUGUAACCAUUGUUGAUGUUCAUUGAAAGAACACUUUUGAAAAUUUUGCAUCUUUCUUUCUUCCUUUCUGGUUCACUUUCUCGUGUUUUCAUAUCAUCCAAUCAAUUUCAUAGUCAAAUAAGAAGUGUCUAUCAGUUCUUGAACCUCACCAUUAAUGGUUUCUCAUCCCUAGGCCAAGUUUUUAUUUUUGCCUUCAUUUUAGGUCCCUCAAAAAGAUCCCUUUCAAAUAACUUGUUUUUCUAUUCCAAAAUCUGAAAUUUGGUUGAAUUUAGAGCUAAAAUUGUGUUCUAGGCACAAAGUUCACCAUUUCCUAAUGGAAACUAAGGGUUUUAUUGAUUUCAUUGGCUUCUUACCACUGUUCACCCUUUUUGUCUCCAACAUAUCUAUGGCCAACACUUGGUUCAUUGGGUCUAUCGAACUGGGUUUUCAAGGUUCUCAAAUAAAUUGGAUCGACAAUAAUGGGUUGUUCCUAGUAUCAAACAACUCAUUGUUUGGUUUUGGCUUCACCACUACCAAAGAUGUCACAUUGUUUUUCCUGGUUAUCAUGCAUUUGGAGACCACAAAGGUCAUUUGGGUAGCUAACAGAGACUUCCCUGUUUUGAAUUCAGACCAGUUUGUGCUCGAAAAAAAUGGCAAUGUUUUGUUACAUAAAGGGCCAAGUGUUGUCUGAACGACAAACAGUGGUGGCACUGGCAAUGGGAUGUACGGUCUGGUGUUGCAGGAUUCAGGGAAUUUGGUUUUGCAAAAGGGUGAUGGGAAAGUAAUGUGGCAAAGCUUUGCUUAUCCUUCGGAUACCAUGUUUAAACAAGGGAUGAAACUUGAAAGCAAUCUUAAUCUUAGUAGCUUGAGUUAUGUCCUCAAAAUCGAGCAUGGAAACAUGGUUCUCUCCGCCAUUUACUUGAAUCCACAGCCAUAUUGGUCGAUGGGAAAGGAUGCUCGAAGGAACAUUGACAAAAACGGUGGAGAGGUGGCUUUUGCUUCUAUUGAUCGGAAUUUAUGGAGGUUCUUCGAUGAAAGUAAAAUGUUGUUGUGGUAGUUUAGUAUCUUGAAUGCAACUUGGAUCGCAGUGUUGGGAAGUGAUGGGUUUAUAAGGUUCUUCGAUCUAAAUACAAAAGGGUCUUCGGGAACUUCAAAAGGUCUCGAUGAUCCGUGUGGGACACCCGAAGCUUGUACGCCUUAUUUUGUUUGCUCCGGUUUGGUAGGAAACACUUAGUGCCAAUGUCUAUUGGAGCUUAGUCCGAGCACUUGCAAAACAGGUAUUGCUUCCCAUUGUGGUAAUGGAAAGGAUGAUGAUGUAGCUCUUGUAGAUGUAGGAACCGGGCUCGAUUAUUUUGCACUUGGCUAUGUUUCUCCUUCAUUGAAAACAGAUCUGAGUGGCUGCAAAGCAUUUUGUGUUAGUAGUUGCCACUAUAUGGUUAUGUUCUAUGACAAUAGCUCAAGGAAUUGUUUCCUUUUUGAUGACGUUGGGAGCUUCCAAAGCUCUAAACACAAGUCUGAUUUGGUUGCUUUUGUGAAGAUGUCGAGAAAUGAAAAUGGUGGAGAGGGUACAAAAGGGACACGAGCCUUCCCAUAUGUUGUGAUUAUAGUGGUUUUUGCUGUAGUUUUCAUUUUAAGCUUACUUUUUGUAUUGAGAUACUAUAAGAGAAAAAGAGCAAUGCUAGAAUCUCCUGGUGACAUUUUAGAAGAAGAUACCUUUUUGGAGGGUUUAACUGGGAUGCCUACUCGGUUCACUUAUAACGACCUUCAAAUUGCUAUGAAUAACUUCUUUGUUAAGCUCAGACAGGGAGGAUUCGGCUCGGUGUACCAAGGAACACUUCUUGAUGGAACUUAGCUUGCUGUGAAGAAAUUGGAAUGUAUUGGUCAAGGGACAAAAGAAUUUCGACCUGAAGUUGGCAUUAUCGGAUGUAUCCAUCACCUCCAUCUAGUCCAAUUGAAAGGCUUCUAUGUGAAAGGAAGCAAUCGGCUUCUUGCUUAUGAAUACAUGGCAAAUGGUUCCUUAGAUAAAUGGAUCUUCAGAAGAAAUGGAGAAGAAUAAUUGCUGGAUUGAGAAACGAGGAUCAAUAUUGUAGUGGAAACAGUUAAAGAGCUAGCUUAUCUCCAUGAAGAUUCUGAUGCAAAGAUAGUGCAUUGUGACAUAAAGUCGGAAAACAUAUUACUUGAUGACAAUUUCCUGGCGAAAGUCUCCGAUUUUGGCUUGGCAAAGCUAAUGACUAGAGAGCAAAGCCAUGUUUUCACUACUCUAAGGGGCACCAGGGGGUACCUCGCACCUGAAUGGAUCACAAACUACGCAAGAUCAGAGAAAAGUGACGUUUACAGCUAUGGCAUGCUGCUGCUGGAGAUCAUUGGGGGAAGGAAAAACUUCAACCCCUCUGAAUGUUCAGAAAAAUCGUAUUUCCCAUCCUUCGCUUUCUAGAUGUUAGAGGCAGGGAAGCUUAUCGAUAUCAUUGAUCCACAGCUGAGCAUAGAAGGCAAGGAGGAGCGCAUUUACACUACUAUCAAAGUUGCAUUAUGGUGCAUACAGGAAUAUAUGCAUUUAAGGCCAUCAAUGAAAAAAGUUGUUCAAAUGCUAGAAGGUCUCUUCCUUGUUCCAAAACCAUCAAUGUCUUCUCCGUUAGGUUCUGAGCCAUUCGAAUCGAUAGGCGUGAUUGGAGAUGGCACAGUUUCAGCCUCAGCACUAUCGGAGUUCAACGGUGGUGAUUAUCUUUCAACUGUUCGGCUUUCUGGUUCUAGAUAACGGUUUCUUGGGAGGACAGUUGUAGUUCAACUGUUGCUUUAAUCAUUAAUUUAGAUUAGGUGGAGUUAUACAGAUGAAGUUUUGAGAUGUAUAAAUGAAUCUUUAAUUUUGAUUUGA
Molecule: messenger RNA, 3064 nt
Organism: Gossypium raimondii (Peruvian cotton)
Lineage: Eukaryota; Viridiplantae; Streptophyta; Magnoliopsida; Malvales; Malvaceae
Product: G-type lectin S-receptor-like serine/threonine-protein kinase SD2-5
Biological process (GO): protein phosphorylation
Molecular function (GO): ATP binding; protein serine/threonine kinase activity
Source: RefSeq, a predicted model, not a curated record